AUGGAUUGGUCCUGGACAUCCAUUGUACUGGUUGAGGAACUCCGAGAGAGUCCUCUCCAAACUGAUGUUAUACAACAGUUUGUUCAUAUUGCCCCAUUGACGUUGUUCAGCGUUUUCAGCUCUCGCAUCGUUGAUGUUAUCCGCACAUUCUACUCGAGUCGUAGUCAAGCCGUGGACGGACUGGACCAGAAGAAACGCGAUGGCAAGGAACUUCAUUGUUGGAAGGUGUACUUCGAAUCAAUCGAAACUGAGCUUUUUAUUGUAGAGAGAGAGAGCUUAUAUAGCGGGAAAAUCAAGAUAAGAGAUCGAAAGAUAAGGGACGAUAAGAGAUCUUAUCGAUAUCAAAAGGUCGAAUUCACGGUAUUUUAG
Molecule: messenger RNA, 369 nt
Organism: Caenorhabditis remanei
Lineage: Eukaryota; Metazoa; Nematoda; Chromadorea; Rhabditida; Rhabditidae
Exons: 1
Coding region: 1-369 (122 amino acids)
Source: RefSeq, a predicted model, not a curated record